Messenger RNA from Annulohypoxylon truncatum, 1716 nucleotides. RefSeq lists its product as uncharacterized. Lineage: Eukaryota; Fungi; Ascomycota; Sordariomycetes; Xylariales; Hypoxylaceae. Gene Ontology annotation, molecular function: protein binding. The record is from RefSeq and is a predicted model, not a curated record. Bases 1 to 1716 code for a protein of 571 amino acids. The transcript has a single exon.
AUGGCGGAACCUGUGUUUGAUUUAAACGACAACCUGUUCGGACAGGACCCUGCGUUGAUCAUCCGGAGCGUUGUAGCCUACCCUGACCGUUAUUUCACGCCGGAAUUCGAUAUAGCCCAGCGUGAUGGUGUAAGGCAACUUGCUCACCGACAGAACCUAGCAGCCUCAGGCCCGUUUCCCGUUCCUUUACUUAAUACCGCUAUCGAAUCGGAGGAUACGGAUGAAUGGCUUCUCCACAGGUUUAUGGAGGGAUUGGACGCGCCGUUCCCCGGUGCGGUCAACGCUGUUUACCCAAUUCUCCAGAUGCUCGAGCCUCCGCUUCAUACUGCAGUUAGAGCGGGUCGGGCAGAUGCAGUGCGGAUGCUCUUGGGGCAUCCAACUAUUAAUACCAUGACGGUAUAUGUCCAGCAACGUUCCGCUAACGCUGGCGAUUGUAGAUUGUCAGGGUUUGCUCAUCCUUCGCCAUGUGAACCAGAUUCUUUCGAAUCACCUUGUCUAACCGCGAGUGAGUAUGUGAUAGAAUGCUUUUCCCGUGCGGAGGCCGGGUCAAUGCUACAGCGGAACAUCGAAAACUGCGGAUUAGUGUUUGUCGCUGCCGGAUCUUUUCCAGGGCCGCUUGACGCCGACUCUCGUGUUGUUCCCAGCUUCGCACGAGCGAUGCAAGCGGGAAUGCACAGGUACACCUUGGCAAUACUAGAACGGAUUCUCAAAUCGGCCCCCGCGCAUGACGAGCAUCGGGUUCGCUUACUUCAGCGCGGCCUAGAGAGAAUACUCUACCAAGCGGCCGGAGCAAUGGAAUCCAACCCUUUCAUCCAACAAAUACUCGACCUCUCGGACGAGAAUAAUAUCUUCCCGCUGCCCGCCAACCCGAGUAGCUUAGGUGUAAAUCCUAUUGCAGCGGCUCUAGAAAAUACGCACCCGCACAAUGCACACAAUAUUUUGGACUUCAUUAAACGACGCCUGGGUGCCGAAUUCGGGCUGCAGUCAGUAGAGUGGGUAAGGGUAUUGCUAAGAAAUAGUGAUAUAAUGAGUCAUUCGUCAAACACCGACGACAACCACGUGUUUUUUCGAGCAUUAAUCGAUUUCAUCCCUCGCCCACCGCUUCUCGGACCGGGAGCUAACAUGCUUAAGCAACAGUUCGAGCAGGAGAGGAACGAAUUUAUGACCCAAUGCGCGCACGAAGCAUUUCGUGCAGGCAAGUUAGCAAUUCUCAAUGCCACACUUCUCAUUGAAGGCCAAGGAUGUGAUACAGAUCUCUGGUUACGAGCGGCUAUUGAAUACCGUAAUACUGGAGCUUUCGAGGUCAUCAUCUCUAAAUGGUUGAAAAUGGGAAAGUCCCUCGAUACACCUCUAUCCGCGGUACCUGCAUCAGAGAAUCUGCAAGGCGCUCAGGAGGGAUGGACAAUUCUAGGUGCCGUAAUUGAAGCUCGACUCUUGGUUGCAAUAGAGUUGUUACUGAACGCAGGGGCUGAUCCCAAUGUUGUCGUACUUGCAGAUUGGUUCUCCCUUUAUAAUGAGAUCGACGAAGCCCAGCGCGUUCUUCAGAUGCCACAAUUCGUCAAAAUUUACUUCGGUUACGGGUUUUUCCAAGGGGACACGCUCCUGGUAAGCCAGGAAGAGUUGGAUAAUAACCAGGCUAUAAGAGAGCACACCAGACUCAUACUUCGCAUUGCUGAACUUCAUGGUGGCAUAAUGCGUGUUGGACCUGCCAUGUAA